Messenger RNA from Pimephales promelas (fathead minnow), 760 nucleotides. The record is from RefSeq and is a predicted model, not a curated record. NCBI's taxonomy places the organism in Eukaryota, Metazoa, Chordata, Actinopteri, Cypriniformes, Leuciscidae.
UGAACUUAAGAAUAAUCUUCGGCUUCGACAUCCAUGUUUUUUGUCAAGAGAAAAGACAGAUCACAUCAGUGCGAAGAAAUGGGAUCUGAUCGUGGGAUCAUGGACCGAGUAUCCUAUGCUCAUCCCUUGACGUUUGGCUCGUCUUUGAACAACCAGUGUUUCCCCUUCAAAGACGCUCUGAAAAAUCCCCAGAAUGACCCAGAGCAAGUCAACUGUCAACGGUACAUCGGAGGCUUUUCCUACCUGUCCUACCAUGGGAACUUCAGUGUGCAUGACCUCUCCUCGGAACCUGCAUUCAUCCACAGACGUAACGAGAGAGAGCGGCAGAGAGUCCGCUGUGUCAAUGAGGGAUAUGCCAGACUCCGCGAACAUUUGCCACAGGAAUUUGAGGAUAAGAGACUCAGCAAGGUAGAGACACUGCGGGCGGCCAUAAGCUACAUUAAACACCUGCAGGACCUUCUGGAGCUCAGUCUUUCUUAGGGAAUGUCAGGGCAGAGGAACUCUUGUGUGAGAUCUGGGACACUGUAUGCUUGCCAUUUAAUUAUUCAUUGUUUUGUUACUUUUAAUGUGAUGAAGCUUGAACAAAUGUAAUGCGUCCCAGAUGAUACACUCUUUAACCAAUGUCUUUGUUUGCAUACUUGAUUCUGAAAAUGUUCAUGAUUUCCUUUCAGGAGCAUGCACAGGUACGCUCUUAGAAAAAAAGGGUAUAGCGUUCUUUACUCAACUCCAAAGGACAUUUUAUGCUAAAAAAGGUUCUAUA